GAGCAUUGCGCACAAGCUUAGACGAUGGUCGAUGCCGACUCGAUGGCAUUUUGCUGGCGUUAAUACGACGGAAACCAUCUCGCCGUUGAAACGCCCUUCUAAGUGGGCAGUGACUGUCUCUCUCCCUCUCUCUCUCUCUCUCUCUAUUUUUUUUUUUUUUUUUUUUGAGAGGUUUUGAUCUGUGUCUCAGGCAGGUCUAUCGCCAUCUCUCUGGCGAUCUUCCAAUUCAAGGCUUGGGAUUUCAGAAAACCUAAGACCAUUCUGUUUUGGAUUCCAAAUUUUGAGAUUCACCUGGUUCAAACUCUAUUUCUUGGAUUAUGAGUUUUGUUGGGAAUUUUUGAGUGGAUUUUGGUGAACUGGGUUUGCCUAGUUCUUGUGAUUCAUUUAUUUGUUGGGAAUUUUUGGACUUCAAUUUGAGUACGAAUUUUGAGAUUCAGCUUCUUGGGAUUCUAGGUGUUUGGGUUGUUAAUUUUGCUGUUGGGGAAGUUUUCAAAUUGAAUUUUGGUAGAUUCGGUUUGUUGAAUUUUGAAGCGUGUUUUUGAUAAUGGAUGGUAAUAAGGAUGAAGCUGUGAGAUGUGUUCAUAUUGCUGAAGCAGCAAUCGCCUCUGGUAAUAAAGAGCGUGCGCUGAAAUUUAUUAAAAUUGCACAACGCCUAAAUCAUAAUUUGCAGGCAGAUGAACUUUUGGCUGCGUGUGGGAAGCUCAAUUCAGGGUGUCCUGUGUCUUCUAGUGAUGAAAAGUUUGUCACUGAGAGUAAGAACGAGCCUGGUCCGGCAAAAUCUGAAGAGGGAUUAAAUGGGGAGCGUAGUUAUACCGAAGAACAUGUCCAAUUGAUUAGGCAGGUUAAGAGGCAUAAAGAUUAUUAUGAUAUUCUUGGUGUUGAAAAGAAUUGUUCAGUUGAGGAGAUUAGGAAGGCAUAUAGGAAAUUGUCCUUGAAAGUUCAUCCUGAUAAGAAUAAGGCUCCUGGUUCUGAAGAGGCGUUUAAGAAAGUAUGCAAGGCGUUCAAGUGUUUAAGUGAUGGUGAUUCAAGGAGGCAGUAUGAUCAGACGGGUUUAGUUGAGGAAUUUGAGCACAACCAGCAGUACAAUGUUAGGCGGAGAAGGAGGAGAACGGGGCAUGACUUGUUUGAUGAUGAUUUUGAUCCUGAUGAGAUAUUCAGGGCUUUCUUUGGUCAGGGUGACAUGUUUCGAGCAAGCCGUGUUUAUAGGACCAGAGAAACGGGUCAUCAGAGGGAGGAUUUUCAUGGAGGACAUAAUUUUCUGGUCCUUCUUCAAUUAUUACCGUUUCUGAUCAUUUUCUUGCUUGCAUAUCUACCCUUUUCUGAGCCUGACUAUUCUUUGCAUAAGAAUUACUCCUACCAGAUUCCUACAAUGACUGAGAAACAUGGGGUGGAAUUUUAUGUUAAAUCAUCAGCGUUUGAGAAGAAUUAUCCUCUUGGAAGUCCUGCUCGAGCUCAAAUUGAGGACAAUUUGAUCAAGGAUUACAAAAAUAUGCUUUUGCGCUACUGUCACGUAGAGCUCCAGAGGCGUCAUUGGAAUAAAAAUCUGCCAACUCCUCACUGCGAUAAGCUACAUAGCUCUGGAUUAGCUUGAAGGUAAACUAAGUGCUCUCUUGCUAGGUGGCAGAUAGUUAUACUGGUGUGUUUUUUUUUUCGUUGAUUAUUAUUAUUAUUUCUGUGGUUACCUAUACAAGUAUUGGCUGUUGAUAAGUUGUGACAUCAACAUUGUCUGCUCGAAGGAGAGCUAAACUUCUGCUGUUAUAUUGAGUCCAGAGUUUCCUUAUAUCAGUUGAAAUGGCUAAUGAUUUUCCAACUGCUAAAUCUCACUUGAAAAGUAUCCAAGAGAAAAAUUAGACGGGGGUUAUGAUGAACCUGUUAUUUUAUGAAUUUGGAGCACUGGAGGUUAGGGAACUGAAGAAAAAUGAGAAAGAUAGUAGAACAAAAUCAGAUUUGCUAAUAUUGGAGGAAUUUGGACUGGGUAGCCCAGCUAACUAAGCCAAGGAUGUAGAGCAUCAGAAGAUUUAUUGUGUGUCUCCCUAUUGUAUGUAAUAGUCAUACUUUACCUAAACAAUUUGGACCUAAGGCCUCUGCUGAUUGUCUAAACAGGGUACAGGUCUAGCUAUCAACUAAAAUCCUCCCCACCCAAACACAUUAAAAAAGUGUCUUAGUUGAUUCAUUUGAAGCUUACGAAUUGAAGUUACAUCUUUUCCAGUCAGUUUAGAUUACAUUACAUGCAUUUUAAUAUUUUCUUGUAAUUUUGGAUGGUGAAACUUUUCAGCAAAAGUUUUACCUCUCUGGUGGCCAAUUUGGAUGGUGAAACUUUUCAGCAAAUUUUUUCUUGUCAAUGAAUAUUGAGCACACUUCUUUUGGAUGCUAAAACCUUCAGGGAAAUCUUUUGAGUUGAAGUUACAAGCUUUGGCUUGUCCGGGAGCGCUUCAAUGAUAGUAUAGUUCCACACGUUACUGAGAUUUUACCCUUUUCACCUCUUCAUAUAAAGAUGACUGUUUUUUUGGCGACGAACAAGUUUGUAAAAAGUGCUCCAGGAUUGUUAUUUAGGAUUUUCAACACCCUAAUCAUGCCAUGAAACUCUGUAUUAGACUCCAAAUAGCCUGAGAGCUGUUGUAAAGGAUGUUGAACAGUUUUUUUCUUUGAUAUUGAGAAGUCUUCUUCUUUGUAUCAAUAUUUGCUGGGUGCACAGAAACAAUCAAACCUAUACAAGGGGUUUUCUGAGCUGUUU
Molecule: messenger RNA, 2734 nt
Organism: Corylus avellana
Lineage: Eukaryota; Viridiplantae; Streptophyta; Magnoliopsida; Fagales; Betulaceae
Product: DnaJ heat shock amino-terminal domain protein (DUF1977)
Biological process (GO): cellular response to misfolded protein
Cellular component (GO): endoplasmic reticulum membrane
Molecular function (GO): Hsp70 protein binding
Source: RefSeq, a predicted model, not a curated record